Cylindrotheca closterium is the source of this 672-nucleotide messenger RNA. Lineage: Eukaryota; Bacillariophyta; Bacillariophyceae; Bacillariales; Bacillariaceae. The record is from the annotation of a GenBank genome assembly.
AUGAUGAUGAGAACUACUACCAGAGCCGCCACUCGCAGGGCGGGAUAUACCCAGUUUCGAGUUCCUCUGUCCCCGAGUUGGCUCCAAAAUGGACUUAUCCAUCUACCAUCCAGAAACGAAGAAUACACUAAGCAUCAAGCGAUAGAAAUACCGAGAAUAGCGUUGCCGGCACGUUACUUUUCCUCCACGACCAACAACAGUAGUGCCGAUAGAGGCGAGAAGAAAAUGACGAUGAAAGAAAGGGGCAAAAAUGCUAGAAAUGCAGGAAAGAAGGGAGCCAAAGCUGUUGGAGAAAUGUUCCGAAGAUAUGGUCCCAUCUUUGUGGGAACUUACCUUACCGUUUAUGGAGCAACACUUGGGAGUAUAUUUCUCGCUAUCGAAUCUGGACUUGUUGAUCCUGCAUAUGUAUUGAUGAAGGUAUCGAGUACAAGUGCGGAAGCCAAAUCCACAGGAGAUGUAAUUAUUGAACUCCUGGAUCACUAUUCUUGGACUAGGCCGGCUGUUCCGAUUCUGGAAAAACAUCCAGAAUUUGCUAAUCUUGGCGUUGCCUGGGUGGCAACAAAGUUCACGGAGCCGCUUCGAUUGGCAAUCACAUUCCCAGUUGUACCAAGAGUUUCCCGAGCGGUAGGAUGGACCAAACCCGAAGAAGAAGAAGAAGACCCAAAGGCGUAG